AUGCCUCAACUCCGACUCCUGGCACUGCUGGGCUGCCUGGUGGCGACCGCGUGGGCCGGCUCGGACCCCCGCGCGGGCAUCGUGGGCGGCAGGAAGGCUGGGCGGGGAGCCUUUCCCUUCCUGGCCUCGAUUCAGCACCGGGGCCGCCACUUCUGCGGGGGCGCCCUGAUCCACCGCCGCUUCGUGCUGACGGCCGCCAGCUGCUUCCAAGUCAGGAACCCCGGCAUUGCCACGGUGGUGCUGGGGGCCUAUGACCUGAAGCGGCGGGAGAGUUCCAGACAGACCUUCCCCGUCAGGAACAUCAGCCGAAAUGGCUACGACCCGCAGCAGAACCUGAACGACGUGCUGCUCCUGCAGCUGGAUGGUGAGGCCAACCUGACCAACAGCGUGGCGCUGGUGGUGCUGCCCGCACAGAACGCCAUGGUGGAAGCCGGCACCAGCUGCCAGGUGGCGGGCUGGGGGGUCUCAGGGCGCAGGAGGCGCCUCUCCCGCUUUCCGAGGGUCAUCAAUGUCACCGUGACCCCUGAGGACCAGUGUCGCCCCAACAAUGUGUGCACACGUGUGCCCUCCCGCCGGGGUGGCAUCUGCCAGGGUGACGGGGGCAGCCCCCUUGUCUGUAAUGGCCUGGCGCACGGUGUAGCCUCCUUCUCCCGGGGCCCCUGCGGCAAAGGCACCGACUUCUUUGCCCGCGUGGCACUCUUCCGAGACUGGAUCGACUCCGUCGUGAACAACCCGUCGGCUGAGCCCGUGUGGGGCCUGUGA
Molecule: messenger RNA, 762 nt
Organism: Orycteropus afer afer
Lineage: Eukaryota; Metazoa; Chordata; Mammalia; Tubulidentata; Orycteropodidae
Gene: AZU1
Product: azurocidin 1
Exons: 5
Coding region: 1-762 (253 amino acids)
Biological process (GO): proteolysis
Molecular function (GO): serine-type endopeptidase activity
Source: RefSeq, a predicted model, not a curated record